AUGUUACCGCAAGCGCUGCGCUCAUCAACCAACGUCGAGCAGAUUAAGCCAUUCUCCCAGGCUACUGAUAUUGCGGCCCCCGUUGCCGCCAUCAAGGCAGCGUUUGUCGAGAUUGCUGCUUCGUUCAAGAACGCCACCGAUGCCAUCAAGGCCGGUGCCCUCCCAAUUGGAGCCCGCCAGCUCCCCACCGACCCAACUGCCAUCGCCGCCAAAAUCGCUGCCAAGCUCUGGCAAGAACUCAGCAACCCUCUUCUUGAGGGUUUCACCCAAGUCAUGAGCACCCUCGAGAUGAUCCCUGGCGUCAAUGUUGUUUUGGACAUUGCCAGAGGUAUCCUCAACAGCAUCCCAGUCCCAGGUCCUCAGGUUACAUGA
Messenger RNA from Pseudogymnoascus destructans, 372 nucleotides. RefSeq lists its product as uncharacterized. Bases 1 to 372 code for a protein of 123 amino acids. The transcript is spliced from 3 exons. The record is from RefSeq and is a predicted model, not a curated record. Lineage: Eukaryota; Fungi; Ascomycota; Leotiomycetes; Thelebolales; Thelebolaceae.